AUGAAAAAUAAACAUUUAUUAAAUUUUUUAAUAUUAAAUAUUUUAAUUGUAUUUGUUGUCGCACAGAAGAGUGGAACCUAUAAUGGACCACAAUAUACAAAUGGUAUAAAUGCAGGUUAUAAAGAAGGAUGGAGCAAUAGCGAUUUAGGACCAUUAAUGGGUGAAGCUGGUAUUCGUAGUCAAAGAAUGAAAUUCCCAUGUACAUUCUUUCAAAAAUAUGGAUAUAAAAUAUUGUAUGAUAAUAAUAGUUUUGGAAGUGCUAAAUUAGCAGGUCAAAGUAAUUUCACUGCAUUUAUUACAUAUGAUCAUGGUAAUGAUUCAUUUGUUCCAGCAAAAAUUUACGAACCAAUAUGGGAUGAUAACAAUAAUGUAAAUAAGGGAAAUGAAUUUGCAUAUUGUGUAUAUCAAAUUGUUACAACUUAUAAAGCAGAUGUCAAGAUAUAUGAAAUCUUUAAUGAACCUGAUUGGGUUAGCGAUUGGAAAGUAGUAAGUACAUGGGCUACAUCUCCACCAUUAGAUUUACCACGUUUCGGAGGUAAUAUAUAUUCAUAUAUUAGACUAUUAAGAAUUGCCUGGGAGGUUGCUAAAUCAGUUGAUCCAACAUGCUUCAUUGCAGUAGGUGGUUUGGGUUACCCAAAUUUCUUGGAUGCUAUUUUAAGAUACUCUGAUACUGCAGGUAAUUUAGACCCAUUAUCACUUGGUAUUAAUUAUAUAGAUGCUGUUUCCACUCAUUUUUAUCCAAUGUAUGGAACCUCUAAAACCAAUUCAGAUGCCUAUUUAACUGCUUAUAUUGAAUUACAAAAUAGUUUCAAACAAGUAGCCAAGAGACAUAGUUUAAAUGCCAUAUGGAUCGUCACUGAAACUGGUGUCGCUACUAAAUCUGGUGAUGGUUAUUAUGGUAGUGAAGAAUUGGCUCGUAAUUAUUUCCUCAAGUUACCAAGUAUCUCCACCACUCUUGGUGUUCGUCAAAACCAUAUUUUCAUAUUGGGAGAUACAAAUUCUGGUUCAAAUGCUUUUGCAAACAUGGGUCUUUUUUAUGACUAUCAAAAUGUUGAUAAAGAUAAAGCUAUUAUUAAACCAUCAUCAAAAGGUUUGAAAACUUGGGAUCUUCAUCUCUCUAAUAGAACAUUAGACCCAUCCUCAACUGAAAGUAUUCAAUCAAAAAUGCCAUCAGGUGUUGUUGCUUAUGCAUAUAAUGAUGGUUUAUCACUGUGCUAUCUCAUCUGGGCAAACUCUAGUAGUUUUGAAACUGAUGAAGAUACCACUUCAAUUCAGAUUUCUUUGGAAGGCUCAUAUAUAUCAGUGUAUAAUUAUUUAAAUGACAUUGAUAAAUUUACCUCGGAUAAUGGUAAAACUGUCUCCAUUUCAGUAGACUCUACACCUCAAUUCAUCUACAUCGAUAUCGAAGGUCCUGGUUCCGGUCCAAGUUCUGCUUCAAAUAUAACAUAUUCAUUUUAUUUAUUAAUAAUUUUAAUAUUUUUUGCUAUUAGUUUAUAA
Messenger RNA from Dictyostelium purpureum, 1497 nucleotides. RefSeq lists its product as uncharacterized. Gene Ontology annotation, molecular function: hydrolase activity, hydrolyzing O-glycosyl compounds. Bases 1 to 1497 code for a protein of 498 amino acids. The record is from RefSeq and is a predicted model, not a curated record. Lineage: Eukaryota; Evosea; Eumycetozoa; Dictyosteliales; Dictyosteliaceae. The transcript has a single exon.